GAGCCAGCGGGAGGUGGGAGGUCCUGUUGCGCACACAGUCUCUCGAUGUAAACAAACCCUGUAUUUCAUGUCCCAAGUCGCGAGAUGACAACUACAGAUGAAACAGUGCCUUCGGAUGAGGAAGGGGUAGAGGCCCUCGAAGCUGAACAUGUCUACAUCUUAAUGAAAAAAGAGUAUCGGAUAUCCCGAAAUGUUCGUGCCGAGUGGUAUUUGCAGCGAAUAAAUUCUGUGAUAACAGUGCCAAGAAGGGAGAAAUUAAGUGAAUGUGAGGAGGAGCUUGAAGUUGUAUCCGUGAUUCCUUUGGAUGUGCCCCGAGAAUGGGACUACGACACAUCACAUUUGUACAAGUACCGCAUCACUCAACGAACUACCCUGCACUUCCUCUCAAGAAAAUACAGGCUUGUGUUCUGCCUGGAUCUCUCUCCAUCCACAUCAAUUGUGGAUGUGACAAAGGGCAGUGUUGUUCUGGAUGAAGUGUUUUCCACCUUGAAGCAAUGUCUGAAGGGCAUUGUGCGACCGUUUUAUGUGCCAGGAAGUCAGUUACUGUUCCAGCCAAAGGUUUACUUGACCAUCAUAGCACACACUCCAUUUUUUAAGUCCCAGUCACAGCAGGUUCUGGUGCAGGGUUGGCUUCUGAUGCUACACAACCUAGAUGCCUUCCUUGAGAGCAUACAUGCAAAACUCACGAUGCUGGAAUCGCAGCUGGCUGAGGCCACUGCACAGACAUAUGACCAAAUGGAUAUUGCUCGGGAUAGGUCCCAGCUGGCGAGAGAAAAGGUCACAGGGAUGCUUUUUGAUGAGACUGUUGACUUGGGCCCCACAACAGUCACCAAUCCCAUGGUAUCGCCUGACAUUGGUUUUGUCAACAUGCUGCGAUAUGGUAUUGUUGCUCUCCAACUGCUACCAGAGAACAGUAGUGCAGGUAUUGUUGUGAUCACAGACGGUGUCAUUAGCCUACCAGAUGCAACCAUGUUCGACAUCCUACUAGUCCAGUUGAGAAACCAGACGAUUGCAUGCAGUUUUCUCCAGCUUGGUUCUGUCUACCAUCCUCAGGCAUCUCUGGGAUAUGUGCCUUUCUCCGACCUUAUGCACUUCCUGGCAACAGCGACUUGUGGUGCUUACUUGGAUACCCUGCCUCCAAUUGAAGAUGAUUAUGUGUACCAUAUGAAUGACUACCACAAGGCAUUAUUAUCAUGGGGCUUCCAGAAGUUCAUGAAUGGACUUUCACCUGAUAAUGGAUAUUAUGGAAAUAAUAGGUUUUUCAAUUUGCAACCAAUAGCUCAGGAGGCGACAGAACUUAUCAGGAAGAAAGAAAGAGACACACAGCUGAACACAUCCCUCAAUGCUGUUCUCUCGUGCCGUUUGAGGGAAGGUUAUGCAAUCAAGCAAGUGAACAUAGCUGAUGAUCAGAUACAGCUGAUCCUAGUUCUGCCCUGGAAAUACUCAAUUUUCAUAGAAUAUCAUAUAAGAGCAGCUUGGCCACCGACCCAGUCCACUGUCUAUACAGAAGUAUGGAUUGAGGCUACAUACCAGUUCUUGAAUGAUGUAACCAACGACAUAAACAGGCAGUUUCGAUCCAAGUACAGGCAGCGCAUGGUUGCCAAGUAUUGGACUACCCUACAGCACCUUCGAGAAACUGAUAUGCUGUUAGUGGGGCUCCAGUCCUUUGCAUCUAGUCCUACAUUUUACACCAUACCAGACUGUGUGAAAAAUGGGUACCCAGUCUUCGAUCUGAACCCUGGUAACAACAACCCCAUCUCAGCUGCAGCUAGUGACCAGUUUCCCCAAUUUACAAACUUCUGGAAGCCAGUGUGUAUGCUUGAUAUCAAUAUCUGGCAGAAGUGGAUGCACACUCACCGCAUAGGAGUUAUUGUAGAGCACGACCAUCCAUUACCCAAGAACCUCCAUGUCCUCCAUGUCACUAGCACCAGUGGGAGGUAUGGGAUGGUACAGUGUCGUCAAGGGGAGCUGGCUCUCACUACACUACUUGCCAAAUGGUGUGACUUUGUACUGAUUGAGAACCAUUCCUACAUAAAAUUCUUGUACAAGGAUGAUGAUCGAGAGAAGCCACCCAUGUCUUUCUUUGUGGUUCGCAUAACAUCGAAACCUCCCCCUUGUCUUGUUAUUUGGCUGGCUUUCCUUGGAGGAACGGCUGGUCACCUCAGGAAUCAGACUGUAGGACAACUUACCAAGAAAAUCCAAGAGUUGACCUAUCCUUCUCGUAUGGGUUUUACAGACAGGAGCAAGUCUCUUACUCCUGUCCCACAGCAGGAUAAGGAUAAUGAAUGUGGGGCGUCAGCCAUGACGGCCUCAGCAGAGCUGAGACCUGUUGGAGUGCGUCCCCCUCUAACUCGAGUGGCGUCAAACAUCCCUUGUGUGGUCAUCACACACAAGCCGAUUGAGAAAAUCCUAAUAUGGUAUGAGAAGAUGCCAGGCAACCUGCUUAGUAGCAUUGUGCAAGAAACUCCUAUCAGUCCUUCCACCAAGUCAAUCUAUGCAAAACUGGGUACCACAAAGUCAGCCACGAACAACAUGGCUCUCCUGUCUCGCUACCUCCACCACAGGAGAUGGAUUUGGUCAGUGCAGGCACCAAAUGCACCGUCAGUCUCGCUUAAUGCCGUGGCGAGAGUUCUGCAUACCCUCACCAGAAUAAGGCUGCAGGAAGGCUUCAAGUUCGCACAUUCUUGCAAUGGAAUCAUCACUAUGGUUCGGGAAUUUGACAUGAAAUUGGAACUUCGUGAGGGUGAAGAUGAGGGUUUGUUAGAGUCCACUGAGGAGGGCAGACAGGAGACCUUCCCUUGUGUGGCGCAGUAUGUCAUUUUCCCGCCACAUGUCACCAACAGCUCUAGGGACAGCAUUGUAGAUGAAGACUGGGAAGAAGGAGACAGUGUAGAAGCAGAUGGAGAGUUGCAGGUUGUGACUGAGUGUUGGGUGGAGCCUCAAAAUGGGGCGGUUACAACACCCUCACCUCAUGCCUCCCAUUACCACAACUGCAACUAUCGACAGCUUGCUCAGGCAUUCUAUCCAGUGGACCAGGAAUGUAUUUGGGGUCUGCUGACUCUGGAACAGCUGCUGCUAAUGUGCCAGAGUGCACCACUGCCUGCUGGCCCGGGACUUACAGAACUGCGACCUCCCCUGACAGAGGCCAGCCAGGACCUCCAACCUAGGAUCUCACAAGUGCCAUUCACAUUUGAUCUUAUUAGGCUCCUGCCCAAGUGUCAGCAAGUGGAACUGCUUGUGUCAACUUACGUACAAGAUUUGUUCACAAGUCUCAUAAAAAGAGUUACUUUUGGAGGUGAGACUUCUGGCAUUGAUGAAGCUAACCAGAUAGCCUAUUCUCUGUUGCUGGAACACUUGAGCCAGCUGCACCACGAUCGAGAGUUCCACCUGAGCACAGCAGACUUACAAGCCUUGCCCAAGAUGCUCCGGGAUCGCCAGCGAUCUCAUAAUGCCCAGCCAUCACCUUUUAUCAAUACCAGUGUUGGUAGAAUGAGUGACCCUCCAAAAUGGCGUUGCUUCCUGAAGGGAGUUUCUAAUAACCACCUUCUGAUAACUCUGCUUCCUGCUUCCUAUCAUGACCUUAAGCUCCUGCUUGUGAAACGGGCAAAUAUUUCUGAUGCCACAAAUAAAGCUAUUAGACUUAUUCCUGGCACAGAGAACAUUUUAGACUUGGACACAGAGACAAACACUACUGAUCAGCCACAGGGGGGAGUGACAUCAGAACAGCAAGUGUCCUUAGAGAGCAGCAACUCCUCCUUGACACAUCUAACAUCCCCAAGCCUUCCACCUCCAACCCCUACAAGCAGUCGGUCAUCAACCAUGUUUAUGGAGAGUGGAGACAACAUCACCCCAAGGGUCAGGUACCGUUCAGGACCAGUUCCUCCCACACACUCCCAGCCAGUACAGCAAAUCAUCUCAGACUCAAUACGUGAACGAGCCAGUUCAUUCCAUGUAAGCAGGGAUCGAUGUAGUUCCUUUGGUCAGAGUGAGUCAGUGGCUGAGAGGAACAGAACUGGAUCCAUUGACUCACCCACUAAAGAGCCACAGUGUGAUCCUCCCCCGGUGGCUUCACCCACAGACCAUGGUAGGAAAAUAUACAUAUCCAUGCCAUCAAAGUCGCACUCGGGUGUCUUUGAUACAUCGAGCAAAAGCAUGUCGACGGAGGCCAUAAGAAGCGAUGAUAGUUGCCUUCCUCUACACCUCCGAGGCCAAGGGACUGUAAAUGAAUGUGAGGGUAUCUGCAGAGUCCCUAGUGCUGAUGAGAGCACGAGCGCCGUGCCAGCAUCACCUUGUCACAAGCCAAUAUUUGGUGCAGUUAUGCUUCCCAUCUACAUCUAUGACUGCAAGUUGAGUAGUAUUACCACACAGCUUGUCAACAGAGAGGAGCGCUGCAAUGUGGUUGGCAAGGACAUCUAUGUUGAUUCCACAUUUAAAUUGGAAUCGGAUGUGGUAGAGGACACUGUGCCUCUAAAGGACGAACCCCUGCCUGCUUCUCUCACCAUCCAGGAGGACCUCAAGCAGCCAAGUCCAGAACCACGAUCCGAGGAGUCUGAUGUUGGAGGUACUGAUUCAAGCUGUCUCCGGGCCCAUAUGGAGGCAAUAGAAGUAUGUCACCUUCGAAGUUUUGUUCUUGGUGUUUUCCAAGCGCUUCAGAAAGACCUUAUUGUCCAUUCACAUGACGUGCAAGCUGCUCUCGAUCACUGCCAUGAAUCAGUCAUGGAAAUUGAAAUUACUCACUUUCUUCAAACUAUAUGUGGGCAUCUUCGAGACUUCCGUCUGCGCAUGAAUUUGGAGCAGAUGCAUCAGUGUCGGCCUGAAUCAGUUUUAGUAUCAGAAGCAGAUGAUGCAAAUCAGUCUAGUAAUGUGAAGGACAUGAAGAAGGAGAGCCAAGAUCCACCAUUUUCACCUGUGCCAUCGAGUACGAAAAUUAGCAGUGGCAGCAGUCGCAGCAAUAAAUUCCCCCUCUCCCUUUUGAAGCUCCACCUUCCAUGCCGUGACUUGCAGCAACUCCAUACGAGCAUUAAAGAGAGAUUCACAACCAUUCUUCAGGGUUCCUUCCGGCCAGUCCCGUCACUCCCAGAGUAUUAUUAUUUUUCUCCUCGCACUCUUCAUCACUCAAGUGAGGGAACACCAGUUGGGGAGUUCAUCUAUGUCUCUGGCCAGGACCUUGAACACUGGGACCAGGCUCAGCUUGACCUGACGAAGCAUCGAAAAUUGCGAAGAGUAUCUGUCAGCAAGAAGUCGGAUGUAUUUACUGAAGGCGAAGAGGAACUGGAAGAUGAGACAACUGUAAAUGGUGCAGAGGAAGACGACGAUGAUGAUGAUGAUGAAGUUGGGGAAGAGGAAGAAGACCACGACAAGAGCAUAGAGUUUAGAUCAGAAGUAGGAAGCAGCGUUUAUCGCCGUCUGCACAGCCAGUUGACAGCUUUUGAGGGUGAUGAAGAUAAGACCUCUGUCAUUAGCGAGCGAGAUGAGGACCUGAGCACAGUGCCAGACCACAUGGAUCUGGGCGACGGGCCAAUACCACCUCUCUUUCUUCACCUUACCUGCACAGUGUAUCUGGCGGGUCAUGUCCAGUCUACCAUCUCGGUUAAAUGUCUCCCAACAUGCUUAGAUGAAGUUGUCCGCUGCCUGGGUAGCAGUGAAGUGGAUUUAUCAUCAGUGACCAUGACCUUGGAUGUGCUCUGUAUGACUCUUCCCCCUGCCCUAGCGACCACAGACACAAGUGAAACUGUUGCAUCGUUACUGGAUCUGAGGUCCAAUCGCACCACCAGCUUCUGCUCAACGGCUUCACCACAACUAAGGAGAGGAAGAACGAUAUCGGAAUCAACCUGCGCAUCCAUGACCGAUGUAGAUGAGUCGUAUAUUGAAGAUGAGGAUCAACUUGCACACCUGCCAAACAGCCAGUAUCAGGCCAUUGUAACAACAGUAGAUGAGAUUAAAUGGCUGCUCCGUGAUGAAAUAGCAUCAUCUAUGUUGCAUAGUUAUCCACUCACAGAGCAGAUGCUGGACAUGGUGGCGGCACAUGUUGAGAGCUCACAGAAGCCUAGAAACUGCAUAUCAGAAUCAAUUGCCUUGAACUUUGUGUGUGGUAUGGAGCAGAGCAAGGAUAAGUUCAUGCAGGAAUUUGGAAGACUGAGUGUUAAUGGUCACCACCUACAGCAGGAAGGAACUCUGUAUUACUUAGUUCAAGACAAGACACAAAUAAGAAGGCGGCACUUCUCAUCUUUGGUGCCACCUCUAGGCUUCAAGAAUCAGUUUCUCAUUGUGAGACCACAUCCUCAUGCAGAUGACACAGCUCAGUUGAGGCAAAUGGAGAAUGUAUGUCAGAUGAAUAAAGUCAGUCUGUCAUCACCAGAUGUGCUCAAAAGUCCUCCAACCAAAAUGCAGGCAGCAAAAGUUUCAUUUGAUACUGAAUCACUUUUAGGGGAAGGUGAAAGCAGUUUACGAGCAGACGGGUCAGAGAAAGAGAAAUGGGUUCGGCGGAGAGAGAGGAAGGAGAGAAGAGACUCAGAAAGAAGGGGAUCCGUUAACUCUUCAGACUCAGACUCAGAUGAUAACCACAUGAGAGGUAAUUUUUCACGAGAAUCUUCACACCAGCCAUCUGAUAUAAGAGUCCGUUCCUAUGAGUCUCCAAAGAAGAGUAUUAUCCUACCUGCUGAUUUAUCGGUAUCCAAAUUAGAAGAAGUUAUAAGUAAAGAUAAGGAGGUCCCUGGCAAGCAACCAGAGAGCACAGCUGUAGCGAUCACAGAGACCAGAACUGUAAAACGGCAGGAUGCUUUACCAUCGGAAGAUUCAGAAUAUUCGCUCCCACAGCAGAAAGAUAAGGAAACAGGAGAGGAAAUCAACAUUUAUAGCAUGGAUAAUGCACCUUUGGAAGAGCAAACUGCUAGUUCACUUAGCAUGCCAAAAGACACUCAGAUUUCAGACUUAGCUGGUCUCUCUGAGGAAACAGCAAAGCCAAUAGUAAUAAGUGACCUAAUUGAAGUUAAAGGUGAAGCCCCCAAAGAGGAGGUUAGCGAGUCCCUCAAGGAAAUUUCCAAAUCAGAAGGUGGCGGUCAAUCAAAUACAGAAUUAUGUAGCGAAACCAAGAUGGCAAGUGAAGAAGCAGUUGCACAUGAAGUAUUAGGGAGGUCCAACAGUAUGGUUUCUCAAGACACUACAUCUGCAGCUACUGAGAAGCCAUUCAAAGACGGAGCUCAUCGACUGUCCUUGCCUCUCAACGAGCUUAUUAGGUGUGGUUCCGAAAGCAUUCCCCGGCCUCAGGCAUCGGCAGAAGUGAUUCGAAAAUCUGCAAGCACAGAUAACUUUGUCCCAAAUGUGACGGAGGCAGCAGUGGAACAGCUGAGAGGCUCAUCAAACAGUGUGAUGAAUACCAGUGGAAGUAGCUGUGGUUUGUGGGCAGAGCUGUUCAAAAGUCGCCACAAUUCUGCAGAGCUUAUGAAAAGUCGGCAUAAUUCAGGGGCAAGUGCAGAUCUACUGAAAAGCAGGCACAGCUCAGGAGCUGGAGGUGAGCUUAUGAAAAGCCGCCACAACUCAGGGACUGGCUCUGUUCCUGGUGGUCAUUAUUCUGACGUAUCAAGUCUGCUGGAGUCUGGACAGACAACAGAGGAUGGGUGUGAGGGAGACAUAAGUGAUUCUGACAAUGACUGCUGUGACUGGCUACAGGACUUUGAGUCAGUGAGGCCUUUCCUGCCGGAGUUUUGGCUGAUCUUAAGGGUUUCCAAAGACAGAGUGGAUACAUUUUUCCAUUGCAGGACCGAGGCAGAGAUGGCUCGUUGGCGUGGUGUUCAAGCAGAAGUUGUGCGAAGUGUUCGGAAUCUUGUUAAGAUUGUCAACCAGACAUUGUUGCUACAAGAUCUGCAUAAUACGCGCAUGUGUAACCGUCUCCUUGAACCAGAAACAUGUGAUGAUAUCUGGCGGCAUGAAGAAUCAAAGGGGCGGGGGAUAGAUGAUGGAGAUCCUGACACUCGAGGUUAUCUAGAAGCAGCUCUAAAGUUUAAAGCAGGAGCAUUUGCUUGUCAAGUAGUUUGGGAAACCCAUUUUGAACUGCAUCCAAAAGUGAAGUUGGGUGCUGGGAAGGUCUGCAGCAAAGGUAUUCAAGCCCUCCGGACUAUCCUCAACCCAUUCUCAGUCAACAACCGCAAGAAUAUGUUUGUGUACGAGGACAGUUCAGGGAAUGGAUCAAAUGUCUUCUACUUAAGACUGAAUGAACAGCAAUCUGUAUCAGUCUCGCCUCAAGUGGACGGCCGACGGGAUGACUGUGGCUUGUCCCGUAGUUCAUCUGCUGUGUCCCUUGGGAAACGAGGCAGCCGGGAGGAUGACUCAUUAAGCCUCAAGAAUGUGGGCACAUCUCAGCCAUAUGAACUGCGUCCACGUGUGAGCUCAUUUGGAGAGAAAGAUGUGAUCAUGGAGGGUGUCCCGUCCACUCCUGCUCAGCGCAAACGCAACCACUACAUAGUUCUGACAGUGCAUGGCAUUGCGGAGCCAGGCCCUGCAAUCAAGGAGGAACUGGUGCGGAUGCUGCAGAACCGCCUGGAUGAGGCCGUGGUGGAGGCCAUCUGCAUCAUGCUGUGGAGCAACCCUCAGCACAAACUUACACCGGAAGACGUUCAUUUUAUACAGCCUCCCUAUCAGCCACCAAAGACAGUGCUGAGGUUUACUGUCAGUGCUAAUGCUCUUCCUUACCUGCAAGCUGUUGGUUACUAUCUGCGGCAGAAUAUGUUGUCCUGCAGCUUCAUUCAUCCCAAAUUUGCAGAUAAUCGGCCAGAGCAUCAUUUUCAGGACUUUUCAGCAACAGACCAAGAGAUGUCUAGUGAACCCAACAUCUUCCUCUUUGUGAGACCAAGAAUGUCAGCUGCAAAGGGCAUAGCUUGUAUAGCUUUCUCCAUUGUUGAUGGGAGCAGCAACACCGUACAGCACAUCAGCUGUCCCAGACCUUCCCCAGAUGCCUAUCAAGAAAUCUUUUCAAAGCAUGAUUUUGAAGCUUUAACUCAGACCCAAGAAUAUCAACCCAGUCCAACUAAGAGUCCAGGGCCGAUGGCGAUGCUCCAGUUCAAAGUCUGGGAAUCAGGGCGAGUGGACCUUGAUGAAAUACGCAGGUACUUGGUGGACUCGAUUUGUCAUGCACUUUGGGAUGUGAACACCGAGUACCGACUCCUGACAGCUCCCAUCAUGCCAACUCAGGCUCCGCAGAUGCAUGGGACGCCAGCUUCGGAACCGACAACCCCAAAGAAAGAUACUCAUGGUGAAGCACUGCGCUCAGUGAGCUUGCUGGAAACAGGGGCGCAUCCAGUGGAGGAUCGCAUGAGGUCAAUCUCUAUCUCUGGAGUGCCCCCACAUGUUUGUCUCCCUCGCAUGGCAAACAGGAUGGGGAGUAAAAAAAUAGCUCGUCCAACUGAGAGCCACGGGGAGAGCCAGAAGGAGAGAGCCCCAUCGCCUCUCACAUUAGUUCAGGCCAGACUGCGCCUCAUGUCUAACUCUGUGCCUGACCUGAAGUUACGAGGUCGCAGGGCAUCAUUACAGUCUCCCUGGGACAACACUUCUGGGAGCGAAGGGACACCCAGCACUGGUCAUUCUCCCCUAAAGCUGCGACAUUCAGUUGAUUUUGGGGUUGAGCGCGGAAGAUUGCUCAGCCAGGAGGGACGAGAGAAUCAGCCGUGGGAACAGAAUGUUUCCAACACCCUGCAUCCAGUAUUCUCAGGCAUAAUGAUUGACUGGCUGGAAUAUGCUCACGAACUGGCGGAGAAAGGGGAACACGCAGCUCGAAGGGAACUGGUUGAAAAGGGCGAACAUGUCGUGCGGAAGGAGUUGGUAGAAAAGGGAGGAGGAGAGCAUGCUGUUCGGAAACAUACCGUUACUAUUACAACCAGACAUGCAGUUCCCAUUUUUAUAACAGAACUACAGAAAUGGGUGUCACAAAAUUCAAGUGACACAACCACAAAAAUCUUUGAAGAAUCCGUGAAAGAUGGAGAGCCUCCAGUUUACAACUUAGUAGAGUUUAAUAAGGUCCCACAGAUUCUAAAGUCUGACUCAGGCACGGGGUAUGAACAUAAUAACCUGAUUGUCAUUGGCCGCAACAAUCAGCAGUGGUGGGCAACACUUUCAGAAGACAGUUUCAAUGAUUAUUAUGUGUCAACAGUGAAAGGUAGUAAAAACAGUCAGAGAUACCCCCCGCUGGUCUUCUGGCCCAGGGGCAGGUAUGCCAGUGGUGGUGAAUCAAGUUUUACCAAGCUGGAAAGUUCAGCCAGUGGUCUUAGUACACCUGGCACAGCCCCGCCAACAGUGCCAUCGUCAUCCAUACCAACAAGUACUGUGGCAUCAUCUACCAUACCCAUAUCCGUUCCUGUGACUGUGCCUUCCACGCCUACCAGCCUUCCAUCAGCUGCUGGUUCACUGUGGACCUGUGAAACAACAGACUCACUCUUCAUUCCUCGGCAAAAGCUACUUUUGGCUACACUCUUUGGGCAAGAGCUUGUGAUCUACACUUACAACUGGACAAAAGAUCAGUGUGAAUCUUUGCACACAGCGAUGACUCAGCUGGCACAUUGGUCCAAUGCUCGCACACGUUUACUCUCUUCUGUCGUCCUCCAAAAGAUUGGUUUAUUUCACAACCAACCUUUCAUUCGGAAGGCACAAGACAAGAAGAAAGAGGAUAACCCAUAUGUUGGCUCCCAGGGACAUGUGGAAGCUCUGAUAAAGUACCAGGCUCCAGGAAGAGACAUGCUUGCAGCAACUGAGAGGGGCAACAGGAGGGUGCAGGUGAUAUCAAUGCCAAACUUGGGUGAUGUGUACAGAGACAGUAGACCCCCUCGUCCACUGAAGAACUCACACUUUGGAAACUUCAAAGACUUGGAACUUCGUCAUGGCACACAGCUGAUAGAGAUAAGACGCCUAAAUGUGCAGAAAGAAAAUCAGCGGAAAGUACUGUUGCAGACCAUGGUUCAGGCACCAGGACAUUCAAGUCCAGUUUUCAAUGACAAGAUAUUAGCUCUCUAUAAGCAGACUGCACGCAUUGCUCAUGUUUGUUAUACACCUCUGCUUUUCCUGCCAAGGUGGCGCUGGCAGGUGGCAGCUACUCGAGAUCACAGCCUGGCAGAUCCGCAAGCUUCCUGUGAUAGAGUUCUGCCUCUUGGAAGCAAAACUCCAGAACCAAGAUCUCGCCAUGACUCGGGUAACUCCAUGAAGAGUGCCUCUGGUGCUGGGCCAACGGACCUGCGCCGUUCUUUGUCUCUGAAAUCAAAUGUUUCCAGCCCUGGGCAGCGGCGACGUAAUGUCACCGGUGGAGAUGACAAAUGGCAUGGUGCUCUGUGCUCUAGCUAUCUGAAGGAGUAUAUACAAUACCUACAGAGUUUAGGGUUUUUGACACUGAAUGUUGCACAUGCCCCACAGCAGAAAGGACGUAGUGGUGGAAGGGAAACAGAGGACAAGGUUUUCCGCACAAAGGGAGUUCGUUUCAGUGAACAGAUAACAGCUGAGCCAAGUUAUUUGCUGAAAAAUGUCCUUGGAGGAACACUUCUGCUGGAGAUUGCUUUUUGUGAGCCAUAUUUCUCAACCAAGCUUUACGUCCUGGAGUCUACUAGAUUACAAGGGAAGAAAUUCACAAGUCUUUCCUCUCAAGUUUAUUUUCAUUAUAUGAAGAAAGAAGGAUUAUCAGGGAUAGUGGUGAGAGGUCCACCCACAGCCCUGCAGCCCUCACCACGGUCCUCUGCGACACUUAUCUUUCCUGAGGGGUGCCCUCCUGACCUGAUAGAGGACAAAUUUGCCAUCAAUUUCUUCCUGGAUGAAGUGGACAACGUGAAGGUGUUGUUGCACAUGCAUUCCUUCACCUACGACUUUCACCUGCGGGCUGUGUGUGCCUAUGUUGCAGACCGCCAGCUCCUGUUCACACCAGGAUACCAUUUGUCUUCCUUUCUCUCCGAUUUCAUUAAGUAUUACAACAAAGGACCAAACUUUGCAAGAAACCUCAUAUAUUCAGGUGAAUUGACCGUUGAGGACACUGGCUCUCCAGGUGAACAGUUGUAUAAUUAUCUCUUGGCUCGUGAGAAGCAGUACAAGAUGAGAGUCCUGCGAAUGACACCUGUUAUCCUAGAUCCAACAGCAGACAUGCAAUAUACAGAAUUUGUCUUAGUCCACACAAAGACAUGCCGUGUUCACUACAGUGAUGCCAAUGACCAGAGAGUUUCUGAUGACUAUGAUGUUACUCUGCUGGUCUCCCACAACGCGACACUCGAUGCCCAGUCCUCAGACCAGCAGCUGAAUGUCCUGCAUCUCAACUUCUAUGUCAUCUUAACCAGUAGACGAGAGAUGUAUCCAAAUCGUAUCCUUGAAAAGAAAAUGGGCAAAUUCCGCACAGUGUCAACAGCACCGUCACUUGGACACUGGAAGACUGCGACCUCUUCUCAACCAGAGAGCAGUAAUGAGAGCGGGUCAUGCACUCCCCCUGUAAUGUCCGGCCAGGUCUUCACGGAGGCGGGGGGCCAUCUCCAAGCUCCCCCGGGGAUGCAGCCUCCCCCACCUGCCCUGUCUUCCUCCACCCACACCUCCACCACCUCAAGUGAUCCGCCACCCCCUGUCAAGUCGUACAUAGGGAUCAGGCUGGAGAGUGUGAAUUACCUUGGCUACUACACAGUAUAUGAAGAGACAAUGCAGAAAACACUCCUGAAUCAAGCUGAAGAAGCGAGGACUCGUAUCCAGCAUAUCUUCAAUCAAGCAAAGAUACAUUGCAGACGUGACUCUUUGUGGCAGAGAUUGACAGCAAGUCUCCGAGAUGAAGAUAGGCAGAAGUUACCUAGCCAGGCUCUCGGUGGUUUGAGUUUUAGGGAGCUCAGCGAACUGUUGAGUUUAGUGCGAGUUGAGCCUUUGAGUUCAGUUGAUCCACAGUUACUGCCUCUUAUCACGAAGCCACUCCAGUGGUAUCAGACCUUGACUAGAGUGUUGCAAGCAAAGUACCAGGAAAGACACAGGAGUUUAACCUCAAGCGAUGGCAACGUUCAACACAACGUUAUCUUGAGUCCUUCGUGUCCAGAUGCCUUCAUGAUGCUCUCGGUUGACCUCUACAAGCAGAAAGCUGACUUGUGUUGCGUUAACAAGCAGCUGAAGGGGGAGAGCUCAGAGCCGAUUAUCCGAGACAACCGGAUACAAGUUCUCGUGCAAGAUUUCGUCAACGCUUGCUGUUUCCAUCUGUGGUGUGGAUUGUUAUAAUUAUCCUCCAGUCAUUAUUCGUUGUCAUUAUGUUGAAUGUGUUGUAUUUAUUCUGAGGGAUUAUGAGGUUGAUUUUAGUAUGGAUUAAUUGCUCUUAUUUUUUAUUUUUAUUAUUAUUUUUUUAUGAACAGUUGUGAAAUAAUAGGCUUAAUCUUGAUAGUGAUAGAGGUAGAAUUUUAUCAGAGAAUCUAUUUUUCUAUCAAUUUAAUUGUAAAAUUAUAAAGAAUUUUUUGUCUAGAUUUUUUUUUUUUUUUUUUUUUUUUUCUUGUAAAGCUUUUAGUUUUUCAUCGGGAUUCUCUUGCAUUACCUUGCAAACUUGUUGAUAUUUGCUUAUUCCAUUGAAUAUAUGUAAAGGUUAUAUUGAACAACUAGUCAGUGUAUAAUUGCAUUCUUAACUCAAAUCAUUGUCAGAUUACGAAAAUACUGAAUGGACAGUAUAGCAGCACUAUUUUCUUAUCUAUUUUAUGUUAAUCAGCAGUAUACAUAUGCAUUAUAUAUUUGUAUUUGUAUAUAAGCACAAUGAAAGCUGUUUACAGACAGCAUAGAAUUGUGUGGAAAAUAUUUGGUACGUAGAUGUAUUCUGUAAAAUUGUGUUUGUUAAAGGAAGUGUAUAUAAAAAGGAAAAUGUAAUAAAUUGCUCAUAUGUUACUCUUGUGUUAUAUAUAUUAAAUGUCUGGAAUGGUAAAAAGUACGGAAUUUAUAUAAUUGGAAAAUUAUGUGAAUUGGGUUAAAGGAAGAUCAGAAUAAAUGCUUGUGGGAUUUCACCUGUUCCAAGCAUAUGGUGUAUGCUUAUGGUACAUUAACUCUUCUCAUAGCUUGGUUAUAUUUUUUUUUCUUUCUUUCUUCCUUUUUUUUUUCUUUCCAGUAACAAUUUCAGUUCAUUGGUGUAUUUAUAGAAACAUUGUUUAUGGCAUGUUCUGUUCAGCCAACAAAGGUUUCAAAGCAGUGUUAUAAUGUUUAUAAAUAAACAUAGGUGCUAUUUCUUAUAUAUAUAUAUAUAUAUAUAUAUAUAUAUAUAUAUAUAUAUAUAUAUAUAUAUAUAUAUAUAAUAUGUGAGACAGACAGUCAGACAGAUGAGUGAGAGAAGGAGGGAGGACAGGGAAGUAGGGAGUGUAAACUAGCAUAUCUAGUACCAUCUGGCAUCUUUUCUCUAGCCUUACUGCCAUGAAGAACUGUACCCCCACAUCCCUAUGCUUCCUUCUACCAACCUGGGCAUUCUUCCAUGUGUCUAGGUGGCUUCUUGCCCCACCCUUUCUGCUACCCCCACUCUAAGGCUCAGAGACCAUUACAGCCACCUCACCUUUUGCUUUCCCCAAGGACUCCCCAGCCCCAUUUCCAGCUUGUACUCAUCACCUAGCAUGACUGAGCAAAAUCUAUUUUGUUCUUCUUUUUGUUAUAAAACUUGUAAAUAUUGCUUUGUGAAUCAUGAUAAAUAUGUGUUUUAUAUUGUUA
Messenger RNA from Penaeus chinensis, 14655 nucleotides. RefSeq names its product KICSTOR complex protein SZT2-like. The transcript is spliced from 76 exons. Gene Ontology annotation, cellular component: peroxisome. The coding region runs from base 85 to 13203 and encodes 4372 amino acids. The record is from RefSeq and is a predicted model, not a curated record. NCBI's taxonomy places the organism in Eukaryota, Metazoa, Arthropoda, Malacostraca, Decapoda, Penaeidae.